AUGCCCCAACGUCCAUCACUACUGAUGCCUCCAAGACUGGCACUGGAGCUGUUCUUAGAAGGCAAGAAGUUCGACAUCUUCACCAACCACAAGCCACUCUUUACUAUCUUCAACACUAGCAGGUCUACCUACAGUCCUCGUCAACUUUGUCAUAUUGACUACAUUUCGCAGUUCAUUACAGAUAUCCAGUACAUCAGAGGCCAAGAUAAUACUGCGACUGAUGCCCUGUCUCGCAACGGCUCUGCUAUCGAUUCUUCCCUCAUCGAUUAUGCAGCAAAUGCAGCAGGCCGAGCUAAUAAUGCUGAGCUACAGCAACUGAAAGAUAAUCCUGCAUUUCAAUUGAAGAAAAUAAAAGUUCCUGAAACAGAUCAUCUUCUAACCUCGAGAUUCAUCUGGACUGGUAUCAACAAAGAUGAAAGAAACUGGACACAUUCUUGCAUUAAGUGUCGAACUUUCAAGCUAACUUGCCAUACAGUUUCUCCUUCUGUGCCGUUCAAACCGGUUGCCUCUAGAUUCGACCAUGUUCAUGUUGAUUUUGUUGGUCCCCUGCCCUACUCCAGUGGAUUCAGGUACAUCCUCAUCUGUGUCGACAGAUUUAGUAGAUUGCCAGAGUCAAUUCCUCUUGCUGAUAUUCAUGCUGAUACUGUAGCAUGA
Messenger RNA from Penaeus monodon (black tiger shrimp), 654 nucleotides. RefSeq lists its product as uncharacterized. Bases 1 to 654 code for a protein of 217 amino acids. The transcript has 3 exons. The record is from RefSeq and is a predicted model, not a curated record. Lineage: Eukaryota; Metazoa; Arthropoda; Malacostraca; Decapoda; Penaeidae. Gene Ontology annotation, molecular function: nucleic acid binding.